CAAGCCUCUUCUUGUGUUUACUGCUUGGCACGCCUUGAGAAGGAAUUCAACUUGAAUCGACUUGGCUCAACUGUCUAUUACACGUUCCACAUAAAGCAUCGAGCUUUUAUACAACCACACAACUCUUCCAGUUCACACAACAAUCACCACAAACCAUCCACUUGGUUCACUCAACUCUCUUCAACAACCUCAAACCACAUCCACAAUCACUAUGCCUUCUCAAGGUCAAAGCUGGUGGGCUCGCCACUGCACCCCCCGACCUCCCAUCAACCCCGUCGUCGCCUGCCCUUGCCACUACUGCUACAACAAAGUCGCCGAAGAGCUCGACUACCCAAAGUCGUCUCACGGCUCCGAAGCCAGCACUCCCGCUCCUUCGAGGCCCGUCAGCCCCCAUGGCCGCACCAGCUCAGCAUCGUCCACUCAUGUUGAGAAGGCCGACAAGCAGUAAACGAAACGAUGACCGAUAUUCUUCGAGUCGAAAAAGAAGUAUCUUGAGAGAUCCCUUGGAUAAUUACAAGAUAUACAUUUCGGUUUCAGCAUUUCUUCGUCUUCUUUCUCUCUAUCGAGCGAGCGAAUACAAGCCCAAGAAUUUUAUAUACACAAGAGGCGGCAAAAGCACCAACGGCGCUUCUCCCGAUCAGUUCGGGUUCGGCCUCCGGCCCCACUUUCACUUACAGCGGCCAAGCCGGACAAAAAUCAACACAAGAAGGGGAUUAGGCAAGGAGGGAGGAUAAAUAAUACGAGCGGGUUUUGGAUCUUAGCGAUGGAUAUUUUUUUUGUUUGUUGGAAUACCCCCUCUUAUGGAAUUUAGAGUCUCAUAUGUUUUUAAAGCAAAUCCCUUAUUUUAUCUUUUUAAGAUG
Messenger RNA from Trichoderma virens Gv29-8, 860 nucleotides. RefSeq lists its product as uncharacterized. The transcript has a single exon. NCBI's taxonomy places the organism in Eukaryota, Fungi, Ascomycota, Sordariomycetes, Hypocreales, Hypocreaceae. The record is from RefSeq and is a predicted model, not a curated record. The annotation marks the transcript as partial.